AUGCAAAGUACAUGGGGCUGCCCUAAUUUUUUUGCGUGUUCGUUUGGGAGCAAGUAGAAGGCGAGGUUGAAGAUGACUGCGCCAGACUUUGUAGCUUCCUCUUCCCAAGUGAAGGUGAAGAAGAAAAAGCAGAAGAUUGCCGCAGUUUCUAAUUCCGGCAUUGAUCUGAAGUCCAUUAUCCAUGGGCAUGCUUUGUUCUUUGACAAGUUAGUGGAACUUAUCCCAGCGAGGUUCUACUUACCUACUGAUGAAAAAGAAAAACCUUGGUUUCAGGGCCUUAGCAAGACGGAAAAGGCAACGGCUAAGAAGGAAUCAAAGGAAAACCUUAAGAAAGUACGAAGAGAUCGUAUGGAUCCGGAAAAGUCUUCUAAAUCAACCCUUGAUUUGCUUAAAGAAAGCUUAGAAAAUGAAAAGUUGAAAAAUGAGAGUGAUGAUGAUGAAGAGGGUGUUAAGCCAAUGGCAUCUGGGUUGGGUGGUGACGACCGGUCAGUGACAUAUGAAGAACUUAGACAACGGCUUCGUCGAAAAAUUGAGGAGUUCCGGGGGAAUAGAAAUACAGGAUGUUCAAACAGGGAAAAGAAGAGAAAUGAAAGAAACGAGAGAAGGGAACUUUUCCAGAAGAAGCGCAAGAGAGAAAGUGAGUCUGAGGACAAGAAAUUAGACACUACCCAGUCGAGGGUCGAAAUGGAGAGGAAUGUAGAGGAGGCCACCAAAGAACUUGCGUUUGGUCAUGUUAAACUAGGAACUGAAGAAGAGGACGGCAAGAAUAAGAAGAGAAAACUCUCCAAGCUGAAGGAGCUUGAAAAGGCAAAAAAGUUGGAUGAAGCAAAGAAGGACCCUGAAACGGGCGAGAUAAUAUUGAAGAAGCAUUCUUGGAAAGCAGCAACAAGUAGAGCUGCUGGGGUUAAAGUUCAUGAUGAUCCUCAGCGUCUGAUGAAGAGCUUACGGAAAGAAAAGAAACAGCAACUGAAGAGUAUUGAGAAAUGGAAAGGAAGGAUUGAAACCACCCAAAAGAUGAAAUCAGAAAGACAACAAAAGAGAUCAGGAAACAUAGCUCAGAAAAUCCAUGAUAAGAAGAUGAAACGUAUUGCCAAGAGGGAGAAGAAACUUAUGCGCCCUGGGUUCGAAGGUCGCAAGGAAGGUUUUAUCAACGAAAGCACCGGAUAAAAAGUGGAGAAGUAAGUGCAACCUUUACAAUUUCUCUCCCAGUUUUGCUCUCUAGCUUUGAGGUUGGAAAUGAAAUUUGUUGAUUUAUUCACAUCCUUGAUAACCUUCGCCUCAUAUAUAUGUUUGGGAACGUCAUUUUAACAUCAAAAUCUGCGGACCCAAUUCAUCAAUCAAAUCAGUUACCACCCUAGUUUGAAACUUCCCUUGAUCAGCAUCAGGUUAAAGAUUAUUAGUUCGAGAAUGUAUUGUCUUUGGCAGUGUUCGUAUUUAGUUCACAAAUUACCAAGCAAUGCUCGUUUGAGUAGUACUUAGUACACAAAUUUUUGUCUAAUAUGUAGUUCUCUUACAACCAAAAUUUAGACUAGCCAGUGUUCUUAGUUUUAAAGUUCGAUUGGUCUAUGUAUGGGACCGAUAAAUGGGCUUCAUGAUUAUGAUUUUA
Molecule: messenger RNA, 1606 nt
Organism: Cucurbita pepo subsp. pepo (vegetable marrow)
Lineage: Eukaryota; Viridiplantae; Streptophyta; Magnoliopsida; Cucurbitales; Cucurbitaceae
Biological process (GO): ribosomal large subunit biogenesis; ribosomal small subunit biogenesis
Cellular component (GO): nucleolus
Molecular function (GO): DNA binding; RNA binding
Source: RefSeq, a predicted model, not a curated record